AUGUCGGUCGUCGAAUACCCCCUGCGCGUUCUGCUCAUUGGCAAUGGCGGCCGCGAGAAUGCCAUUGCUUGGAAGCUCAGCCAGUCGUCCAAUGUCGAGUCCAUCCUAGUUGUGCCCGGCAAUGGAGGCACGGCCACGACCCCCAAGACCAAGAACGUCGACUCGGUCUCUCCCGAGGACUUUCCCGCCCUUCUCGAGCUCGCCAAGAAGGAGAAUGUCAACUUUGUCGUUCCCGGUCCCGAGGCCCCAUUAGUCGCUGGUGCCGUCGAUUUCUUCUCCAAGGCCGGUAUCCCCAGCUUUGGUCCUUCCAAGGCGGCUGCCCGCAUGGAAGGUAGCAAGACCUUUUCCAAGGAUUUCAUGAAGAAGUGGGGUAUCCCGACUGCCGCUUUCGAGAACUUUGACGACUACGAAAAGGCAAAGCAGUACCUCGACUCUGUCAACCACGACGUGGUCAUCAAGGCCGAUGGUUUGGCUGCAGGAAAGGGUGUCAUAAUCCCCACCACAAAAGAGGAGGCACACCAGGCGCUCAAGGAUAUCAUGCUGACCAAGGAGUUUGGCUCGGCUGGCGACGAGGUUGUCAUUGAAGAGUUCCUGGCUGGUGACGAGCUGAGUGUCUUGACCUUUUGCGAUGGCUCUCGCAUCAAAUCUUUCCCUCCGGCCCAGGACCACAAGCGGGUCGGCGAGGGUGACACUGGCCUCAACACUGGAGGAAUGGGCUGCUAUGCGCCCACCAACAUUGCCACCCCUGAACUCAUUGCCGAGAUGGACCGCAUCAUUCAGUCCACCAUUGACGGCCUGCGAAAAGACAACCUGACAUUCAAGGGUAUCCUCUUUACCGGUUUCAUGAUUACCGCCAACGGCCCCAAGGUUCUCGAGUACAAUGUGCGAUUCGGCGACCCGGAGGUGCAGACCGUCAUGCCCCUUCUCUCUCAAGAUACUGAUCUCGCCCUGAUCAUGGAGGCUUGUGUCAACGGAAACCUAGACAGAAAUGGCCUGGUCUUCAAUGUGGAAAACAAGUUUAGCACCACCAUUGUUGUCGCCGCUGGAGGUUACCCCGAAGCAUACGGCAAGGGUGACGAAAUGACCAUUCGCGAUCCUCCUGCUGGAACCUACAUUUUCCAUGCAGGCACCAAGCUGCAAAACGGCAAGAUUGUUACUGCGGGCGGCCGUGUGAUUGCAGCAACCGCUACUGGAGAAAGCCUCCGGGCCGCCGUCGACAAGGCCUACGAGGGUGUCAAGCUCAUCGAGUUCAACAAGAUGUACUUCCGCCGGGAUAUUGCCCACCGCGCUUUCCGACCUACCUCGGACACAAAAAAGGCACUCACAUAUGCACAGGCUGGUGUCAGCAUAGAGGCUGGCAACCAGUUUGUUGAGCGCAUCAAGAAGGCCGUCCGCUCCACUGCCAUUCCCGGCGCUGAUGCAGAGAUUGGUGGUUUUGGUGGCGAGGUUGAUCUGACUGGAGCUGGUUUCCAAGCUCCUGGUCUCACUCUGGUCGGUGCCAUUGACGGUGUUGGUACCAAGCUCAUGAUUGCCCAACAAACCAAGAAGCACGAUACUGUCGGUAUCGACCUCGUGGCCAUGAACGUCAACGACUUGGUCGUUCAGGGCGCCAAGCCCCUCAUGUUCCUCGACUACAUUGGCUGCAGCAAGCUUGACCCCGAGGCUUCUGCUGCUUUCGUCGAGGGUGUUUGUGCCGGCUGUAUCCAGGCUGGAUGUGCUCUUGUUGGUGGUGAGACUGCCGAGAUGCCGGGCAUGUAUCAGGGUGACGACUACGAUGCUGCUGGCUGUGCCGUCGGUCUCCUAGAGUCGAACAACCGUCUUCCCCGUCUGGACGACAUGCGCGAGGGUGAUGUGCUCAUUGGUCUUGCCUCGGCUGGCGUCCACUCCAAUGGCUUCUCCCUAGUUCGCCGCAUCCUCAAGGAGGAGAACCUCGACUAUUCGGCCACCGCCCCUUGGGAGAGCAGCGGCGUCACUGUCGGAGAAUCUCUCCUGACCCCCACCAGAAUCUACGUCAAGUCGCUGUUGCAGGUAGUCUCCAAGCUCAAGGGCCUGUCGCACAUCACUGGAGGUGGCCUGACAGAGAACGUGCCGCGAGCACUGCCCAAGACACUCGCGGCCGAGAUUGACGUGGCCACCUGGCAGCUGCCGCCAGUCUUCAAGUGGUUGAAGAAGGCAGGUAACGUUGACGCCUCGGAAAUGGCACGAGCCUUCAACACGGGUGUUGGCAUGAUUGCCAUUGUCGCCCCGUCAGAGGUGGACGAGGUGGUUCGCGUCUUGAAGGAGGCUGGCGAGACUGUCUACACGGUCGGCAAGCUGGUGUCCCGCUCGAGCGGAGAGGGUUGUAUUCUGAAGAACCUGGAGUCGUGGAAUUAA
Messenger RNA from Pestalotiopsis fici W106-1, 2373 nucleotides. RefSeq names its product Bifunctional purine biosynthetic protein ADE1. The transcript has a single exon. Gene Ontology annotation, biological process: adenine biosynthetic process; 'de novo' IMP biosynthetic process. Bases 1 to 2373 code for a protein of 790 amino acids. The record is from RefSeq and is a predicted model, not a curated record. NCBI's taxonomy places the organism in Eukaryota, Fungi, Ascomycota, Sordariomycetes, Amphisphaeriales, Sporocadaceae. Gene Ontology annotation, cellular component: cytosol. Gene Ontology annotation, molecular function: ATP binding; metal ion binding; phosphoribosylformylglycinamidine cyclo-ligase activity.